AGUAGCCGUCGAGCUUUCGCCGGAGACUCGCGCGCCCGCCCGCCGAAACCACGAGUAGCAGAGAACAAAAGAGCGUAUUAUUUUGUUGUGUCGCCACCGCGAACGCGCCGAGGAAUGAUCUGAGCUCGUUAAAAGUUGCGAUUCUGGCGGCGCGCGGGGAAGCGAGGAGAGAGCGACAGCUGCCCGCGCAUAAGCACGACAUCCAUGAAGAUAGCCGACUCGCGGACGAGGAGGAAGCAGCCGCCGAUGGUCAGCGAUCGCCAUGGCGACCACGUCGACCGUGCCGUGGUACAGUAGUCACGAGCAGCCCGUACGCGCCUGCAGUUCGUCAGCUAUGAGCGGCAACCGCGUCAGCGCCACCACCACCUAUCUGCCCAGCAAUUUUCCCGACAACUUCCAGGACUUCUUUGCCACUCUCAACGAAGACCUCGACGACCUGCCCAACAUGCUCGAGGACAAGCUCAUCCCUAGGUCUGGUUGCAGGAAGGAGAGCGACUCGUCGUCGGACGCGCUGGCGAACAGCAACAUGAACAAGCAGGCGCGCUGGGCGAAGCGAGCCUUCCAGCGGCGCAGCAGCGAGGUGGAGGUGCGGCUGCAGGCCAGCUCCGCGAACGGGCCCAAGUCGCCGGCGCCGUCCAGGCGGCGCAGCUCCAGCAUCGCCGUCGCCCGGCCCACUCCGGACCUGCACAGGUUUCUGCAGGCGGAGGCCAGCCCGUGGGGACACCUCUCGCCCUCGCCACGCAGCCCGACGCGGACGCCAGCGCUGAGCCCUGGCGGAGCGCAGCUCAGCGCCGGCACCAGUCCCGUCGGCCCGAGCCCGGCCACGAGUCCGGCCGCGCCCGCUAAUCCCGCCGCUACGGGCGCCUCGAGGCUGCCGCCGCAGCCCAAGCACCGCGGGAGGACCAGCAGCAUGCCUGCCGUACCCAGGCACCGGCCCAUGCUGGCGGAGACACGUCGCGGCAUCGGGAGCGGCAACGCGAGUGGCGCCAACGGCGAGGACGAGCACGAGGAGGGGGUCGAGUAUUACAGACUGCGCUCCUUCUCGAUAACCGCCAACGGGGUCUUCAACCUCGGUGACUCGCUCAAGAGCCGACGCAGCCGCAGCAUCAACAGCGUCACCUCGUCCGGCACCAGCUGCAGCAGCACUCGCGACGCCAGGUUGCUCAGCUCGGCGUCGCAGCUGUCGGGGAUCGAGGUCGAGCAGGAAGCCGGCGGCGAGUCGUCGUCGUCGUCGCGGGUGCCCACUUACAGGGUCGGCAUGCUCGGCGCCUCGGGCGUCGGCAAAACCGCGCUCACCGCACAAUUCACCACCAGCGAGUACAUCUGUGCCUACGACGCUUCGCUGGACGACGAGUACGGCCAAAAGAGCGUGUCAGUGAUGAUCGACGGCCAAGAGACCGAGCUGGAGAUCAUCGAUCACCCGACCACGGAGAUGUCGGUGGAGACGUUCUGUUCGACCUAUAAUCCUGACGUGUACGUGGUGGUAUACUCGGUUGUAGACCGGCGCAGCCUCAAGUUUGCCGAGGAAACGCUGCUGCAUCUGUGGAAGAGCGACUACAUGGCCAAGCACGGCGUCAUACUCGUUGGCAACAAGGUCGACCUCGAGCGCAAGCGCGAAGUUCCCGCUAUAAUGGGUCGUCGAAUAGCGAACAGCUGUGGCUGCAAGUUCAUCGAGACGUCAUCGGGAUUGGCUCAUCACGUGGACGAGCUGCUGGUCGGGAUCUUGGCGCAGAUUAAGCUGAAUCCUCAGCGGGACAGGGACCAAGUGACGCGACGUCGACGCAGCAAGCAUCGGCGCAAAAUUCUCAAGCACUUGCUCGGUUUCAAACGCAAGACCAAAAGCUGCGAGAAUCUUUUUGUCAUCUAAAAAGAGACAAGACAGAUGAACACAGCUUGUGUAUAUACGUAUUCCUUUUUUCUUCUUUCUCCGCUUUGAAACCCUUCGCCGUUGAUCUAGAGGCGUGAAACGAAUUUUUUACGUAAAUUAUAGGUACAUUAGUGUGGUGAACGAGAGAGAUGAUUGAAAGUUUCGAAGCUUCAUAGACUAUUAAUUUUUAUUCGCAGAUGUGUACAGAGUCUUACAUUUAAAUUCCUAAGUGCGCAGCUAUGUACAUUGUAAUGAUUAAUAGUCGCGUAUGAGGAUUUUAGACUUACAAACAAAAAUGAUUUUUACGACGCAUUUAUUAUGAAUAAUGUAUAUGUGCUAGUGAGUACGAUAAUGAUCAAUUUAAUCAAACCAAACAAUAAAAUAUAAUAAAAAAAUCAAAAAACAACACAAGAAAAAAGAACAAAGGAAAAGCGAUGAGUAAAUAAGGAAAAUAAAGUGUUACUUAUUAAUUCACGUGUACGACGUCGUCGAUCGAUAUUGUCAAAAAAAGAGGAAACAACUCGUGUGAAGCUCUGACGAGAAAUUAUUCACAUUCGGGAUUUAUGGAGGAUAUAUCGAGCUUCGUAUUAUUCAAUAAUCUUGUGACUCGGCGUAACAAUCUAUUUCACAAUUCCAGUGAAAUUGAACGAAGGUAUUCUAAUUAAAAUAAUUGGAUAAUAAACUGCUAAUAUUGAUUUUUGAAAC
Phymastichus coffea is the source of this 2572-nucleotide messenger RNA. RefSeq lists its product as uncharacterized. The transcript is spliced from 9 exons. The record is from RefSeq and is a predicted model, not a curated record. Gene Ontology annotation, molecular function: calcium channel regulator activity; GTP binding; GTPase activity. Bases 263 to 1867 code for a protein of 534 amino acids. Lineage: Eukaryota; Metazoa; Arthropoda; Insecta; Hymenoptera; Eulophidae. Gene Ontology annotation, cellular component: plasma membrane.